Molecule: messenger RNA, 640 nt
Organism: Drosophila erecta
Lineage: Eukaryota; Metazoa; Arthropoda; Insecta; Diptera; Drosophilidae
Exons: 3
Coding region: 106-558 (150 amino acids)
Source: RefSeq, a predicted model, not a curated record
CAAAACGAGCAGCUAUGGGCUGCAAUUGAUUCAGUUUCGCUGAGGCAGCCUUGCGAACAGUUGCGUUAUAAUUACUUGUAUUAAGAAAAAUAUUAACUUGUCGAAAUGUGGAAGAACCUGAUUCUCGGUGCGGUCCUUGUGGCCUUUGUGGCAGUGCCGUUGGCCAACUCGCUGACCUGCAACAAGUGCAACUCGCCGUCUGGAUGCAAAAGUCCCUCCUCCGAAACCUGCUCCAAUUCGACGGCUAAUGCCAACAAACAAUUUCUGGAAGGAUACCAUAGUAAUGUGCCCGCCGUGAGUGGCAGUCUGAAUUUUUCCUGUGCCAAUCUCACCUACUACCAUCCAGCAAACUACUCUCACACCUUUGAGUUCCUGGGCUGCGUCUUCAACGAGACAAAUGUCUGCAACCUCGCCCUGACCAACACCCAGAGUGGAUGGAGCAAGAAGUGCCUCCAGUGCGGCACCGACUACUGCAACCCAGCUGGAACCUACAGCAGCAGUGUCUAUACCAUCGUGGGAUCCGCCGUGGUCCUGGUUUUGGCCAAGGUUCUAAGCUAGACCAAGAUCUGUCGAUCCAACUACUUUUCGUUGUUUAAUAUUUAUUUCAAUUAAAAAUAAAACUCUUUGGGAUGAGAAACAA